AUGGCACCACACAACACGGUCCAGGAUUCGGUGCAGAAUGCUUCGAUAUCUGACCCGGAGCGGUUCUGGGACAAGCAUGCAAAGGAACUGUAUUGGCACAAACCAUACAGCGCUGUCCUGCGCAAGCAGCCCAAGAAAUUGAAGGACGGGGUCACGCAUCCACACUGGUCGUGGUUCCCAGACGGCGAGAUUAGCACCACAUACAAUUGCAUAGACCGCCAUGUCAAAGCCGGCAAUGGGGACAAGAUCGCCAUGAUCUGGGACAGUCCCGUGAGCGGAUCGAAAGAGAAGUACACAUACAGUCAGAUGUUGGACGAGGUGGAGGUUCUGGCCGGUGUUCUCAGAGAAGAAGGUGUCAAGAAGGGGGACGUUGUGCUGGUCUACAUGCCCAUGAUACCAGCUGCCAUCUUUGGAAUGCUUGCCGCCGUCCGCCUGGGUGCCAUGCAUGCAGUGGUCUUUGGAGGAUUUGCUGCUGCCAGUCUGGCUCAGAGAAUCGACGCGGCAAAACCCAAGGUCAUUUUGACUGCCAGCUGCGCCAUCGAAGGAGCCAAGGGGCCUCUGGAGUACCGGCCGUUCGUUGAAGGCGCCAUUGAGCAAAGCAACUGGAAGCCUAGCAAAACCAUCAUCUGGGAGCGCGAAAUCAAGAGGUGGGACCCUGUGAGGAAAGAUGCAGGGCAACGGAACUGGCAGCGUCUCGUCAAGAGUGCCCGGAACAGAGGCGUCAGAGCCGAGGCGGUCCCGGUCAAGAGCACAGACGGUCUAUACAUUAUCUAUACCAGCGGCACGACCGGUCUGCCCAAGGGGGUUCUCCGCGAAGCUGGCGGUCAUGCAGUUGGCCUCAAUUUCAGCAUCAAAUACCUCUUCGACGUCAAGGGACCUGGCGACAUCAUCUUCACCGGGAGCGAUAUCGGGUGGGUGGUCGGACAUUCAUACAUUGUCUAUGCGCCUCUCCUAGCCGGGGCAACCACAGUCCUCUACGAAGGCAAACCCAUCGGGACACCUGACGCGGGCGCGUUUUGGCGGAUGGUCGACGAACACAAAGUCACGACACUGUUCACUGCUCCAACUGCACUCAGAGCUAUUCGGAAAGAAGACCCCGAGGACAAGUUCUUCAAACAACUCGGCGAGAAGGGCCGGCUUAGGCAUUGGCGCGCACUGUUCCUGGCAGGGGAGAGAUCAGAACCCGCCAUCAUCACACAUUAUCAGGAGCUGCUGAGCAAAUACGCUGCUCCAGAUGCGAGAGUGAUUGACCAUUGGUGGUCCAGUGAGAGUGGGAGUCCCAUGACCGGCCUUGCCUUACGUCCUGCUAUCGGGCAUGACCCCAACAGUCGCGAGGAGCACAAGGCGUUGGCUGUCAAGCCUGGCAGUGCCGGUAAACCGAUGCCUGGAUUCGACGUGCGCAUAGUCGACGACGAGGGAAAUGAAGUCGAACAAGGCAAGAUGGGAAAUAUUGUGCUCGCCAUGCCCUUGGCUCCCACCGGGUUUACCACGCUAUUCAGUGAUGACGAAAGAUUUUACAAGGGCUACUUGAAACGAUUCAACGGGAAGUGGUUGGACACUGGGGACGCUGGAAUGAUUGAUCAGGAUGGCUAUUUGCAUGUCAUGUCGAGAAGCGACGAUAUCAUCAAUGUGGCUGCCCAUCGUUUUAGCACUGGCGCGAUCGAACAGGCCAUUACAUCCCAUUCCUCCGUCGCCGAAGCAUGCGUUGUCGGCGUUCCCGACGCCAUGAAGGGGCACUUGCCGUUUGCCUUUGUCAUCCCUUCUGCCGCCACUCCCUCCGACCUUCCCGCCACACCGUCUAAGGAAUUCUUUACGGGGAUCAACAACAUCGUGCGCCAUCAGAUUGGCGCUAUCGCCUCACUGGGUGGUAUCAUCCAAGGUAAAGGGAUGAUUCCCAAGACAAGGAGCGGAAAGACUCUGCGACGGGUAUUGAGAGAACUGGUGGAGAAUGCCGCCGAGGGACAAUAUGAUAAGGAGGUCAAUGUUCCGGCCACGGUGGAGGACAAGGAGGUUGUCGAGGUGGCGAGGCAGAAAGUCAAGGAGUGGUUUGAGGAGAGGAAGAAACAGCAGGGGACCACCAAAGCCAAGCUAUAG
Fonsecaea multimorphosa CBS 102226 is the source of this 2094-nucleotide messenger RNA. RefSeq lists its product as uncharacterized. NCBI's taxonomy places the organism in Eukaryota, Fungi, Ascomycota, Eurotiomycetes, Chaetothyriales, Herpotrichiellaceae. The transcript is spliced from 2 exons. The record is from RefSeq and is a predicted model, not a curated record. Bases 1 to 2094 code for a protein of 697 amino acids.